This is a messenger RNA of Nymphaea colorata (pocket water lily), 4074 nucleotides long. RefSeq lists its product as uncharacterized. Gene Ontology annotation, cellular component: cytoplasm. Lineage: Eukaryota; Viridiplantae; Streptophyta; Magnoliopsida; Nymphaeales; Nymphaeaceae. The coding region runs from base 118 to 2823 and encodes 901 amino acids. The record is from RefSeq and is a predicted model, not a curated record. The transcript has 7 exons. Gene Ontology annotation, molecular function: mRNA binding.
AAGAGGGACCGAGGAGGCGGGAAGGAGAGCCGCAGUUUUACUAGGGUUUUGUGAGGUUUUACCGUUUUAGAUUCGCCGGGGCAAAUCCGGCCGGCCACCAUAUCAGUGGCAAUCACCAUGACCACCGGCACGGCCCUGCUCUUCCUCUUGAAGUCCUCGUCGAGGGGAUGGCACCAACCUUCUUUCCGUUUCCUGCCGUGGUUUCCCAGGAGGAGGGUAGUGCCUGUAGGUUUUACUUCCAUGGUCGGAGGGGCUUCCCCCUUCUCGACCUCCGCCCAGCCGUUCCCAGAGUCCGAGCCUGCCGCAAAAGCCAGUGGCCCCGUGCCGAGGCUCUCGGCUAGACUGAGUUUCGUCUUCGACCAGAUGGACAUGAUCGAGCGCGAACGUGCUCGUAAAGACGAGGCUUUCAGGCAAAUCAGGGCGUGGAGGGAGAAGAAGAAAGGCGACGCCGCCGCCAAGGCGGAGGUCGAGGCGCCUAAUCCGACUCCGGCUCCUGCUCAUUCGCUGGCUGAGACGGUCAUUUCCAGUGGCGUCGUGGGAUUGAAGCAGGUGAUCAGAGAGGAGGAGAUGGGGCAGAAGGCUGGGGGCGGAGGGUUGGCGAUGGAGGUCGUCCAUCCCUGGCCGGAAUGGAUUGAGCUGAUGGAGCGUUUGCUGCAACAUAACUAUUUUGGUCAUCAGGAGAAGAGCGAGGACCAGAUGCUCGAGAACGUUGGUGUUAAUCCAUCAGGGUAUCGGAAUCUCGAGAACGUUGCUGUGAAUGCGUUGGGUUUAACCGAUGAAGGGUUCGCCUUCACAAGGGAUUGGGCGACCGUCCGGACAGCUUGUCUGAACUUCGGCCGAGACCGAUUCGACAUCUUGAGGUCGUUAUCGAGGAAGGAUAUUCAGAUUCUUGUUGGUCAUGGUUGUCCUUCCGUGGAUAACAAGGUGGUAUUUUCUGCAAAGUUACUAAGAAAGUAUGUCCAUCUUGACGAAGGAGAUGUCUGUAGUUCAUGCAGUUUAAGAAGUUCUUGUGCGAGGGCUUAUUUGUUGACACGCAAGGAGGAUGAGGCCAGGACACUUGACGUUAUGCGCGUUUUGUUGACUUACGGAUUUGAUCCCAUUAAUGGAUCAGUUGAGAACAAGCUAAUUAUAAAAAUGAAACCAGUGAAGACAGUCAUCCGUAAGUUGCUGCAUGAGAUUGUAAAACUAAGUGCCAUUCCUAUAGAUCCAAACCUUCCGCCACCAGUGAUCAAGAAAACUCCACCAAAAGUCAAGCAACCACCUCCACCGCCAAAGAAGCGGGUUGGUCGUGAUGACAUUGAAAUGAAGAAGGGAGACUGGCUUUGUCCAAAGUGUGAUUUUAUGAACUUUGCUAAAAACACUGAGUGUUUGCAGUGCGAUGCGAGGCGGCCAAAGAGGCAGUUACUGCCUGGGGAAUGGGAAUGUCCGCAGUGCAAUUUCUUGAAUUACCGGCGAAACAUGGCAUGCUUUCAUUGUGACCACAAACGCCCACCUGAUGAAUUUCUUGAGAAUCAGUUGCAACAGAGGCCACCGACAAGUCCAAGAACAAGACUGGAGAGAGUGGCCAAUAUUCAAAAUGUUACUAAUGCUUGGAACUUUGAUUUUGAUGACAAUGAGUCUGAUGGGGCUGAUGUUGCAGCAUUUGAAUAUGCUGACUCCCCAAGAAUAGAUGAAGAAUCUUCUUUUAGUGGCCGUGCCUCUUCAGAACCUAUUUCUAGGUUUGAAGAUGAACCCUUUGAAGCCACCCAAAUGCAAAGAAGUUACCAAAGAGGCAAGUCUAAAGAAGGUGUUGGAAGAGAAAUCUCUUCAUUUGGUGCUCGAACUGGGUUUGAUGAUUUUGAUGAAGAAGAAGAUGACAUUGACAGUUACGAAUUAGAUAUUUCAACUGGCGACUCCAAGUCAGAGGUUUCCUCAUCAGGCAUUUCUCAGGUGGUGGCUUCUUCUGAUUCUGAUGAUUUUAGCGAAGCAGAUAGUUUGUCUGGAGGCAACCAGGGUACUCAUUCUGGUUCUCUCGAAAGGGCAUCUCAUUGGAUGAGAAAAUCAACUUAUAACAGCUCUCAGUAUGUGGAAGAGCCCAACUCUGAUGAUGAAUUUUCCGAUGAUUCUGACUGGAAUUCUGGUGCCAGCACACAUUCCAGAAAAGGAGCAGGUGGAAGAAGCCAUCGCGGUUCAUUUAGGCAGACAUCUUCUCAUUCAGAAAAUGAACUUGUGUUUGAUUCAGAUACUGAUGAUGAGGUUGGGCAUGCCGUGCGGCAUAAGCAAAGGAAAGUGGCUGCUUCGAGUUUGGGCAGGAAAAACUUGAGGAAAGGAAGAAGUUUCUCUGAUACCGAUGAUGAGUUGUCCUUUGGAUCAGAUUCUGAUGAUCAAGGUGCUGUGAGAUCCCAACGAGGUAGCAAAAGAAAUAGGUUUGACCAUGGUACAGACAGGAGAUUUUCCUCAAACCUCAAUGGCCAUAAAUACAUUGACAAUCCACAUUCUGGAACAAGAGAGAGAAGAGGUGGUUUAAGCAACUCUUUUGGCAAGAGAGAUCAUAAUGACAGUUUUAGGAGAUCCCGUUACCUUGAUAGAGGGGAUAGAGAGAGAAAGUUUGUGAGACAAGGUCGUGGUGGUGAUUAUGGAGGAAGAUCAAAUAAAUCCUGGGAUGGUACUUUUGGCAGAAGGAUGAAUGACAGAGAUGGUGCUCUAUGCAAUUUUGAUCAUCCUCGACACAGGGAACGUUUCACAUAUGAAAAAAAAGGAAGAUUUAGAGAGUUUGAUAAUAGUUUUAGCCAGGAAGUUGGUUUUACUGGCAAAACGAAUAACAGGCGAAGAAAUGAGAGGUGAAAUUUUUGAAUUCUGAGUAAGUUAUGUUUGGACUUAUUUCCAGAGGAAGAGUAGGAUGCAUAUGGUUGAGAAGCCAAGCCAUCAACAUCCGCAAAUAUCUCGAAGAAUUGGAGUCUAUUGAAGGAAAAACAAAUAACCUGGCAUUAUCUAUUCUAACUUCUAAGCAUAUGACCUUAUGUGUUAGGAAGAGUGGAAAUCUGCUGCUUCUGGCUUGAGCAAACAUGGCAACACAAAAGCUGUCUCUUUCCAAGAAAUAGUUGGUGUGGUUGACAAAGCUGAACCAGUAAAUGGGAAGCGUGCAGGUCCACAAUUCAAUUGCAGUCUAACCAUGUUACCAUAGCAAUGUACUCAUGGUGUAAUUUAAGUUUGGGUAAUUGUUGUAUUAUUCCAUACUGGCGGUUAUCCUUUCCAAGAACUAAACCUAAGAAGGCGAAUGUAUUUUCUGUGAUAAAUCAUUGCACUUGCCUGCUUUCGGCCUCACCAUCAACAAAGGGUCCACUUGAUUGAGUUUUCCUCCAGAAGGAUCUCAAAGUUGUGCUGUCGUCUGACAGGCCAGUGACCGUGGAAACAAGGUUGCACAAAGAUAUGGAUUCAUAAACUUGUGACUAUAAUUGAAACAGAUUAUUGGUUUGAGAGGGACAGCACGUGGAGCAGAAAAUUAUCCUUGGCGGACAUGUUGGAUCCAUAUUGUUGUCAUUUGGAAAGCAGAUUCAAUAAAAAGGCAAGGAAUUUUUUGGUGCUUGUUCUAUGUAAAAUUGAAAAGAAGCCAGCUUCCGUAUGUACCUGCCAGCUGCAUCUGUCCAAAAUAACAGCCAUAGUCAGGAAUUGUCUGGUUUCACCGCUCGAGGGACAAGGCUUUGACCAAGAGAGUUGCAUUUGCAUUUAUUGGUUUGCUAAAGCUGUGGCCUGUGUCCCUUGGGGUUGGGGAGGUGCACAUUCUCGUGGACCUGCUGCUGCUUCCUGAAGGGUUCAGGGAGGUUUCCUUUUAACCAGUUGGGAAAACCUAAAAAGGGAACCCAACGAGAAGGCUCUGGUGCUGCAAUGUUCAAGACAGGUGCUAUUUGUAGGUGGCUGGUGUAGAUCAUGUUUUACCAGUCGAAGGACUGCCAAGGAAUAAUCAAUAUGGAUAUUUUGUCUUGCCUUAGUUGAUGAAGAUCAAAAAUCCCAAACUAGUAUGUUUAUUAUGACUCGUAAUUCUUAUUGUAUAUCCUUCCAAAAUUGUAGAAAAUUAGCCUCUACAGAAAACCUAAU